UGCAUUUCUGUCGCAGCCGACUAACCCGUUCGGCUUCCGCGCGCGGGUCCGGACGCCCCGCGAGCCCCCGCGGGAGCCGGGACGAACCAUCUGCACCCGCGGAGCGGGGGUGGCGGGUUCCUCCGCGCAGGAUCAGGGCCCGACAGAGGGAGCUCAGCAGCAGCGCAGCCCGCAGGCCGUCCUCGCAGGGCGGCCCGGGGGGGAUGGCUCUGCCGGGCGGGGCUGGAGCUGCGGGCGGGGGUCUGCGCCCCUCGCAGGGCCCCAUCCCCCUCUCCGCGGUGGACUCGGCCGCAAAUCUGGGGGCCCGCGUUCCCCGGGCUUGUUCCCUCCCGGAGGCGGCGAGGAGGUACCGCCGGCCCGGGCGACAGCGGCGCGCGUCCCACCUCUCCCGGUGGCCGCCCCUCGGGCUCGUUCUGCGCGGGGACCCGGCCCCCGGGCCUCCCCGGACAGCUUUCCGUGCCCGGCUCGCAUGGCGGACAGGACACUGGUGGUGGUGUUCGGGGCCACAGGAGCCCAGGGGGGCUCAGUGGCCCGGACACUCCUGGCAGAUGGUACGUUCAGGGUUCGAGUGGUGACCCGGGACCCUCGGCAGAAGGCAGCGAAGCAGCUGCGGCUGCAGGGUGCAGACGUGGUACAGGGAGACCAGGAUGACGAGGCCAGCAUGGAGCUGGCCCUGACUGGGGCUCACGCCGCCUUCAUCAUGACCAACUACUGGGAGAACUGCAGCCAAGAACAGGAGGUCAAGCAGGGAAAGCUGCUGGCGGAUCUGGCCAAGCGCCUGGGCCUUCACUACGUGGUCUUCAGUGGCCUGGAGAACAUCAAGAGGCUGACGGCAGGGAAGCUGGUGGCGCGCCACUUUGACGGCAAAGGGGAGGUGGAGGAGUAUUUCCGGGACAUCGGCGUUUCCAUGACCAGUGUGCGGCUGCCCUGCUAUUUCGAGAACCUCCUCUCCUACUUCUUGCCUCAGAAGGCCCCAGAUGGGAAGAGCUACCUGCUGAGCUUGCCCAUGGGUGACGUGCCCAUGGAUGGCAUGUCUGUGGCUGACCUGGGUCCUGUGGUGCUCAGCCUGCUGAAGAAGCCAGAAGAGUAUGUCGGCCAGAACAUCGGGCUCAGUACCUGCAAGCACACGGCAGAGGAAUAUGCUGCCCUGCUGUCCAAGCACACCGGGAAGGCUGUGCGCAACGCCCAGACCACCCCUGAGGACUACGAGAAGGGUGGCUUCCCUGGCGCCCAGGACCUGGCCAACAUGUUCCGCUUCUAUGCCCUGCAGCCAGACCGCAACAUCGAGCUGACGCUGAGGCUCAACCCAAAGGCCAGGACGUUGGACCAGUGGCUGGAGCAGCAUAAAGGGGACUUUGCUGGGCUGUGACCCUGACCAUACGUCAACACGGUCUGGAGGGCCAGGGGCACAGUCAGAGGCAUCCUUUCUUGUGUCAAAAAUUUUUUUUUCAGUAAAGGCUAUUGUUCCCCCGGG
Molecule: messenger RNA, 1474 nt
Organism: Manis javanica (Malayan pangolin)
Lineage: Eukaryota; Metazoa; Chordata; Mammalia; Pholidota; Manidae
Gene: NMRAL1
Product: NmrA like redox sensor 1
Cellular component (GO): nucleus
Source: RefSeq, a predicted model, not a curated record